UUAAACUUUUAUAUAAUUUACAAUGUAUAAAAUUAAUAAUUAGUGGUAUAUUUAAUGUUUUGUUUUAUUCAAAUUCUCUUUAAAAUGAUUAGAUUAAUCAGAAGGUUUUCUACAAAAAAGCUAAAAGAUUUGACGCACAAUGGACCUGCUAUAAUAAGUUGUAAAAACUCGGAAUUAAAUCAUUACACCAGAGCUAAAUAUGGAAAAUUCGAAGAAAUACCUUUGGCUUCCAAAGGCUGGAACCACAGAAAGUCCAGAGGUGAUUUUUUUGUUCUACACCCAUUUUUUGAGGGUGAGAAAACCAACAUCGAAAAGGAAAGUCAGGAAAGUAGUUUCCAAAGUCUAGGAAUAAAUGAAAGAAUUAUAAACUGUCUAAAAAAUAAUGAUAUUUGUUCUCCAACGCAAAUACAACAGAAAGCUAUACCAUCGAUUCUAGCUGGCAACAAUACUUUAAUUGCCGCUGAAACUGGUUGUGGCAAAACAUUGGCAUUUUUACUACCCCUUGCGCAACAAAUAAUUGAUUGGAAAGCCCUCCAAAAAGAUACGGCAUUCAACACUCCAUUAGGUCUUAUAAUUCUUCCCAGUAGAGAAUUAGCAAGCCAAAUUGGAGAAAUAGCUCUUAAAUUGUCAGAAGAAUUAUCAUUCACCACAAAAGUCAUCAUAGGUGGUAAAACAAAACAGAAAUUACUCAAUCCAAAAUUUGAAUCAAUUGAUUUGCUCAUAUCGUCCUUUGGAGCCUUGAGUAAACUUGUUACUAAUAAGAUUUAUAGAAUGAAUAACGUGCGGCAUGUCGUUUUAGAUGAGGCUGACACUUUGCUGGAUGAUAGUUUUAAUGAACAAUUAUCACAUUUUUUAAAAAAAUUACCAUUUUUCAAAUCAUCUCAUUCUUUUGGAUGUCAGUUAACUCUGUCCAGUGCAACACUUCCUCAAAAUUUAGAUGAACUUUUAAGCGGCAUCAUAGCUCCUGAAUCAAUACAUCCUGUUCACACAGAAAAUUUGCACAAGACUCAACCACAUGUGCCGCAAAAAUUCAUGCGUAUGUCACAAAUGGCAAAACCUACAGAAUUACUGAGAUUAGUAAAAUUUGAUUACCAAAAGAAAUACCCAGUGAUUAUAUUCUCAAAUAAAACCGAAACUUGCGAUUGGGUUUCAAUGUUCUUGAACGAAAAUGGAUUACCUUGUGUUAACUUAAACGGAGACAUGCCUUAUGUAUUCAGACUAAACACAUUUGAAAAGUUUCAAAAGGGCGAAGUAAAUAUAAUAUCAUGUACCGAUAUAGGAUCGCGCGGACUGGACACAGUGCGAGUAAAACAUGUCAUUAAUUAUGAUUUUCCAUUAUAUUCAGCCGAUUAUAUUCAUCGAUGUGGAAGAACAGGACGAACGGGUAGCCCUGAGGCUUGUCAUGUAACAAAUUUUAUUUCGAAACCGAGAGAAAUCGAACUGGUGCAACGGAUUGAGACAUCUGUACGUAGAAAGAAUACACUUCCAAAUGUUAAUGGAAAUAUAACGGGUAUUGUGAAGAGGAGGGUAAUAAGAAAUUUGAAUAAGGAAAUGAUUAAGUUGAGGAUAUGA
This is a messenger RNA of Ctenocephalides felis (cat flea), 1572 nucleotides long. RefSeq names its product probable ATP-dependent RNA helicase DDX28 (gene Dbp21E2). Lineage: Eukaryota; Metazoa; Arthropoda; Insecta; Siphonaptera; Pulicidae. The transcript has a single exon. Gene Ontology annotation, biological process: mitochondrial large ribosomal subunit assembly. The record is from RefSeq and is a predicted model, not a curated record. Bases 55 to 1572 code for a protein of 505 amino acids. Gene Ontology annotation, cellular component: mitochondrion. Gene Ontology annotation, molecular function: RNA helicase activity; ATP binding; nucleic acid binding.